GCACCUGUGGGGAGGUGAGGGCCGGCAGUCCAGCACAAGAUGCCGGGCAGGGGAGAUGCCGGUGGGCUGGGGACCGGGCCGGGCUGGGGCCUCAGAGCCUAAUGAAAGCACCUGUGCCCCGGAGGCUCUGGAUGGACACCUGGGAGUGGCAAGGCGGGAGGGGCCCACACUUGGGACCCUGCUAGGGAGAGGGAAGGGCCACUGUCAGGCUCUUUCUCAGCUGGGCCACUGCCCCAGUCCUGCCUGGAACAACCACUCUGGCAUGAUGGACAUUGGGGUGGCUCAUUCUCGGGUGGGGCCAUCUGGGCACUGCGGGGUGCUGAGAAGCCACUCCAGGCCAGGAGAACUCGCAGUGGUGAUGAACCACAAAGUACCCAGACAUCGCCCCGUAUCCUCUGUGGGGACAGAGCUGCUCUGGGUAAGAUGUGCGCCUAAGAUGGUCCACCUGCCAAUCUGCUGCCUGCUCUUGACCCCUGCUCCAGGAAUUGGGCCCAGGGCCCAUGGCCACCUCCAUACCAACCUGGAGACUAGGGGACUUCCUAGAGGAACAAGGGAGAGUCAGCAGGCGGAGGGGGAAGGGGAGGCCAUCCAGGAAGGGCGGGGAGCGUGCAAACGGGCACAGAGAAAGGAGGGUGAGGGGCCCCGAGGACCCUGUGUAGUCAGGGCAGGCGGGGUGGGCUGGGGCACCAGGCAGGUAGCCGGGGAGCCUCCUCUGGUUGACCGUUCUACAGCUGGCACUUGA
Molecule: messenger RNA, 742 nt
Organism: Gorilla gorilla gorilla (western lowland gorilla)
Lineage: Eukaryota; Metazoa; Chordata; Mammalia; Primates; Hominidae
Exons: 1
Coding region: 56-742 (228 amino acids)
Source: RefSeq, a predicted model, not a curated record